CAGUGUAAUGCAUUAGUCGGAACAGUUCGGGAUCUGGAAUGGACUCUAACACCUUAUAGUUCCCAAGGUGUCAUCAAAAUUAAAAUAUAUUUUGAUGAUGAUUGCUCGUAUUAUUACUUACUAUCCAACAUUUUUCUGCCACACAUUUACUUAUUUAUUUCGUAAACUCCAGGAUGUACGCAUGAUCGUGUGGAUAUAUUUGUAGUAAUGUGAUUGGGAAUUCGUACAUAUAAACAAUUAGCAAUAAUUCUGCAAUAGAUACUUAAAGCUCACUAGUCUAUAUAAUUUAUAGGUAAUAUAUAAAAAUUAGAACAAAAUGGAAGCAGAAGAAGUCCUCUUAUUGAUAAUGAAGAAAUUAAAGGAAUACAAGGCCAAUCCAAAAAAAUCUACAUUUCAUGAAAAAGCCAGGCAAAAGAAUCUAAUGAAAAUGUUUUGCAUUUAUACAUCAUUAAAGAAAAAAGAGCGGGCUAAACAAAAACUUAGGGAACAAAGCCAUACAAAUAAUAUUGAAGCAUCUGCAAUGUCACAAGAUACAAAUCAAAGUUUUGAUGAAGUAUUAGAUACGGAAGAACCAAUUGAUCAUUCAAAUAAUGGUUCUAUCAAUUGUCUUGAAACAUGUAAAGCUGUUUAUGAUUCCAAAAACUUGACAGCACACAAUAGCGGAGGAAGUAUCAACAGUGUCAACAAGAAUCAAAAUGAAGCAGAGAAUGAUCCUGUAGAAUCCGAGCAUGAAUUUAUUAUAGAUAUAAGACAAUCAAAUGAAUAUGAAAAUACUGAAGAUACUGAUUGUUCUGCAACUCCAAGUACCUCAUAUGAUUUGUAUGCGGGUAACUCUAGUGCAAAUGACCAAAACAAUGAAGAAUUAGAUGGAUAUACGAAUGAGAGUGACAAUGAAAAUUCAGCUUCUGUUGAUGGUUUCCUUAUGAAGUUAGGCGAAGGACUAAAAAGAUUACCAUAUAAUCAAAGAUCAAGACUUGAAAUAGAAUUUCUAACUCGUUUGUAUGAAGUUGAAGAUGACUUAGGAGUACUUGAUGAUUAAGAGUUUAAUAACUGUUAAAUAGCUUUUUUUGUUUAAGUGUCUAAUUUUUAUAGAUUCUAUAUAUUUUAGUGUGAUUACAGAUUUAAAUGUGUUUCAUUUUUGCAUUGAGUUUGUGCAAAAACUUGAACUAGAUUUAUACUAAACAAUGAAUUGAAAAUACUUAUUUUUAAGUCAAGACUUUAACAAAAUACUUAUUAAGUUAUGAUAUAUUCAUAAAUGACUUGGAUAAAUUUUAUGUAUGUACAUACUGUGAUUUAUUUUUUAUUAAUUAUUUUGAAGUAUUACAUUUUAAUAGGAUCAUCAUUUUGUACAAAAUAUUACUUUGAUGGGGAAACUUUUUAAAUUGAUAUAUUCCAUCUAAGACAGUAUAUAUUAUUGUCUUUCAAAUUUGUAAGAUAUUCUCAAUUAUUAUAUACUCUAUUUUAGAUUUUAAAAUUUGUAUUUUGUUUAAUACCAAAAGAUUAUAAGAGAAUAUAUUAUUAUAUUUUUAAUAAUUGCAUUUGAUAUAUUGUUAAAAUAAAUCAUCGUGUUAUAAAAUGAUAAAUGUACAAAAUAUAAAUGUACAUUAAUAGUACAUACUUAAGAUUACAAUAAAGUUAUUGUUAUCUGAAUGUUUAAACUUUUUUUGCCUUCUAAAAUAAUUUUGGAUGACAAAAUUUAUACAAAAUAACAAUGAUAAUAUAGUAUAUUGAAAGUAUAUUCCUAUAACUGUACAAAUAUCUAUGUGUGAUCGUGGUACGUGCUUUUUAAAAUUUGUAUCUAUAGAAGCGCCAUCUUCAAAUCAAGGAAGAAAUUAUAAAUGAAAAGGCGGCAUUUGUGCGGUACUAUAUUAUAUGCAAGAGAAGAGCAAAAGUAUAUAACUUGUGUAUACAAGCAAGGUGCCAAAGAAUACUUAUUUUUCUUUAGAGACUGCAAAUUUUAAUAUUUAUAUAAUGUCUCUUUGGGUGGAUAAAUAUCGACCAACCAGCCUUGGAAAAUUAGAUUAUCACACCGAUCAAGCUCAACAAUUGAAAAACAUGGUGCAACAAGGAGAUUUUCCACAUUUAUUGAUUUAUGGACCCCCAGGAGCUGGGAAAAAGACUCGGAUAAUGUGCAUACUAAAGGAACUUUAUGGAAGUGGAGUUGAGAAAUUACGAAUGGAACCAAUGCAGUUUGAAACACCAUCCAAGAAGAAGAUUGAAAUUAUGACCAUUAGUAGUAAUUAUCAUAUUGAAGUUAAUCCCAGUGAUGUUGGUAUUUAUGACAGAGUUGUUGUUAUGGAUUUAGUAAAAACAACUGCACAAACACAUCAGAUUGACCCAACUGGUCAAAGGGAAUUCAAAGUGGUGUUAUUGACAAAUGUUGAUCAUUUGACCAAAGAUGCACAACAUGCCCUUCGUCGAACUAUGGAAAAAUAUGUUGGUACCUGUAGAUUAAUAUUAUGUUCUAAUUCCACUUCAAGAGUUUUACCAGCAAUAAGGUCAAGAUGUUUAGGAAUCAGAGUUCCUGCCCCAACUACAGAUGAAAUAAAAAGUAUUUUACAUUCUGUAGCCAAAAAAGAAAGUCUUACUAUUCCAGAUGAACUAGCUUCAAGACUUGCAGGAAGUAGUGGAAGGAAUCUGAGGAGAGCUAUUUUGAUGUUAGAAGCCUGCAAAGUUGAACAAUAUCCCUUUACCGCAGACCAAAAAAUUACAGAACCUGAUUGGCAAAUUUAUAUAAAAGGUAUUGCAAGUAUGAUGGUUUCUGAACAAAGUCCCAGAAAAUUACUAGAAAUAAGGAAUAGAUUUUAUGAACUCUUGACACAUGCAAUUCCUACAGAUUUAAUAUUUAGGGGUUUAUUACAAGAAGUUACAAAAAAAUGUGAUUUACAACUAAAAAUCGAAAUUGCGACAGUUGCAGCAGAAUAUGAACAUAGAAUGCACUACGGUUCUAAAGUUAUUUUCCAUUUGGAAGCUUUUGCUGCAAGAUUCAUGGCUAUAUAUAAGAAAUAUAUGGAUGCCUCUUUAGAGGGAUUCAUGUAAAAAUCACAAUUACAAAUUAUGUUUUUAGUAAUAAAUUAUUCAUAACUUAUUAAGUCGUUGUAAUACUUUUUCUAAUAAAUAGAUUUAUUUUACAAAGUA
Nasonia vitripennis (jewel wasp) is the source of this 3138-nucleotide messenger RNA. It is a transcript of the gene RfC38, whose product is annotated as replication factor C subunit 3. Gene Ontology annotation, cellular component: DNA replication factor C complex; nucleus. The transcript is spliced from 8 exons. Gene Ontology annotation, biological process: DNA repair; DNA-templated DNA replication. Lineage: Eukaryota; Metazoa; Arthropoda; Insecta; Hymenoptera; Pteromalidae. Bases 1972 to 3039 code for a protein of 355 amino acids. The record is from RefSeq and is a predicted model, not a curated record. Gene Ontology annotation, molecular function: ATP hydrolysis activity; DNA binding; DNA clamp loader activity.